This is a messenger RNA of Sorghum bicolor (sorghum), 2853 nucleotides long. Its product is annotated as U-box domain-containing protein 57. Bases 191 to 2551 code for a protein of 786 amino acids. Gene Ontology annotation, molecular function: ATP binding; ubiquitin-protein transferase activity; protein binding. Gene Ontology annotation, biological process: protein phosphorylation; protein ubiquitination. NCBI's taxonomy places the organism in Eukaryota, Viridiplantae, Streptophyta, Magnoliopsida, Poales, Poaceae. The transcript is spliced from 9 exons. The record is from RefSeq and is a predicted model, not a curated record.
GAGUGAGAGAUGCUCCCCCGCCUGCGCCGGCCGAAGUCUCGUCAAGUCGUCCCCCCAUAGUCGCCACCGCCGGCCGCCGCAAGCCCGCCACCCCAAGCCGCGGCCCGCGGGCGAAGACCAAAUGCGCUCGCAGUCGCCGUAGCGCCACCGCGCAUCGGCCAUCCCCCUCCGUUGGGGAGUCGGUCACGCCAUGGAGGCGGACGAGCGGGCGGAGGAGGCGCGGCGCGCCAAGGAGGCCGGCAACGACGCCUACCGCAAGUCCUUCCUCGAGACGGCCGUCGAGCACUACACCCGGGGCGGGCUCCUCGACCCCAGAGACAUCUCCUUCCUUACUAACCGCGCCGCCGCCUACUUCCGCUUGGGCAAGUAUAAGGAGUGCGUGAGGGACUGCGACGAGGCGGUGAAGCGCGGCAGGGACCUCAGCGCCGACAACAAGCUGGUCGCGAAGGCGCUGUUGCGGAAGGCGUCGGCGCUGCUCGAGCUCGCCGCAUGCUCCGGAGAUUACGCACCGGCGAUCAGGGCCCUGGAGCAGUCGCUCACCGAGCAUUACAGUGAGGAGACGCACGAGAUGCUCAACAGGGCGGUGGUAGUUCAGAAGGAGCUUGAGGAGCAGGAGCGAUUGGAUCAGGAGAUGGCCGACCAACACCGCGAGAAAGGCAACGAAUUGUUCAAGCAGAAGCAAUACCAUGAAGCAGCAAUACACUACACACGAGCUACAAAAAUGAACCCAAAGGAUCCAAAAGCGUUUAGCAACAGAGCUCAAUGCCACAUCUAUCUGGGAGCUUUACCUCAAGGUCUUGAGGAUGCACAGAAAUGUGUUGAACUGGAUCCAACUUUUCUGAAGGGCUAUGUGCGUAAAGCUAAAGUUCAGUUCCUGAUGGAAAAUUAUGAAAAUGCUAUGGCAACUUACCUAGAGGGUUUGAGGUGUGACCCAAAUAAUCUGGAAGUUCUUGAUGGCUUAAGAAGAUGUGCAGCAUGCAUUAAGAGGGCUAAUGGGGGUGAUGUUGAGCUUAAGGACUUGAAAGAGAUGUUGGGAGAUUUCCAAUCAGAAAAUGACCUGCUUAAAUUUCGAAAAGCAACAGAACAAGCUACAAUACUCAAGAAGGAAGCUUCUGACGAGCGUUUGAAGCGUAUUGAAUCUGAACGAAUGGCUAGAACAAUGGAGGAAUAUCUUUCAGGAGUGCAGCAAGAGUCGGAACGACUUAAGAAACAACAUCAUGAGGUUAUGGAGAAACUUCUGAAGGCAAACAUGGAUAAUGAGCAUCUGCAGGGUCAGCUCUCUGAAUCCAGAGGACAAUAUGAACAGAUUCUAUCAGAGCAUGAUCGCUUGCUACACGAGAGGAAUCAUGCUGUCCGUGAGGUUCAAGAGUUACGCCAGAAAAGAGGCCAGAUGCUUUCAGUGUUGGUUACAGCAAUGCACUGUGAGUUUUCAUCGUCUGAACUGGAGCAUGCUACUGACAAUUUCAGUAGUUCGCUUAAGAUUGGAGAAGGUGGGUUUGGCUGUGUGUACAAAGGUACCCUCCGGAACAUGACGGUUGCAAUAAAGGUGUUGAAACCUGAUGGUUUACAGGGGCAAUCACAGUUCGAGCAAGAGGUUGCUAUCCUGAGUAGAGUGAGGCACCCUCACCUUGUAACCCUGUUAGGAGCUUGCUCGGAGAUAUCUACACUUGUAUAUGAGUUCUUACCAAAUGGAAGCCUUGAAGAUUUUCUCAUGUGUGCAGAAAAAAGGCAGACUCUAUCAUGGCAAAUUCGAAUCCGGAUAAUUUCUGAGAUCUGUUCAGCACUGACCUUUCUGCACAAGAAUAAGCCGCACCCAGUUGUUCAUGGAGAUCUGAAGCCUGCCAACAUCCUUCUUGAUGUUAAUUUGGUCAGUAAGCUUAGUGACUUCGGUAUCUCUCGCCAUCUGAUCCAGUCCAGCACCAACAACACUACCAUGUAUCACACCAUGCAUCCUAUGGGAACCCUUCAAUACAUGGACCCAGAAUUUUUUGCCACUGGAGAGCUGACAUGUCAGUCGGAUAUCUAUUCUUUUGGGAUUGUGGUCUUGCGCCUUUUGACCGGAAAACCUCCUGAUGGUAUAAAGAGGAUUGUGGAGGAUGCCAUGGAGAAAGGCGACCUGAACUCGGUAGUUGAUACCUCGGCAGGAGAGUGGCCUGUUGUGCACGUCCAGCAGUUAGCACUCCUUGCUCUCAGUUGUACAGAGCUGAGCCGGAAGAGCCGUCCUGAUCUUUCGGCCGUGGUGUGGGCAGUGGUUGAGGCGAUGAAGGAUGCUGCAACAAUACCUUCAGCCUCAUCUUCUAGAUCAGUGUCAGAUGAAAACAGCACACCAUCAUAUUUCAUUUGCCCUAUAUCUCAGGAUGUCAUGGACGAUCCACAUAUCGCAGCUGACGGAUUCACCUACGAAGCCGAGGCCAUCAGGAGCUGGCUCGACAGUGGUCACGACACGUCUCCAAUGACCAACAUGCGACUAGAACACGACGAACUCAUUCCCAAUCGCGCGCUUCGCUCUGCCAUCCUGGAAUGGCUCCAGCAGCAGAAUACGGCCUUGUAGUCUGUUCCCUGUUGGAUUGCUGCGUGCUUCUCCACCACUACACACGAGUCGAAUUACUCCACUAUUAGCUGCUCAUCAACUGCUGGCCCCUGCCAUGUACAGCUUCAAUAUUUAACUAGAUGUAAGAGACUAAGAGUGUACCAUCUACCAUGUAACCGUCGUAAUAUAGCUAGUGUUAUUAACAUACUAAUGCCUGCCAAAGCUUGCAUGCCCUGUUUAGCAAGCGUAGAAGAGGAAAUAGCAGCUUCGUUCCUUGUACUGUGUGGCUCUAAGUCUGAAGGUCCUACACCGGAUUUGCUUGA